Tachyglossus aculeatus (Australian echidna) is the source of this 1941-nucleotide messenger RNA. RefSeq names its product serpin family B member 10 (gene SERPINB10). Gene Ontology annotation, biological process: negative regulation of endopeptidase activity. The transcript has 6 exons. Gene Ontology annotation, molecular function: serine-type endopeptidase inhibitor activity. The record is from RefSeq and is a predicted model, not a curated record. NCBI's taxonomy places the organism in Eukaryota, Metazoa, Chordata, Mammalia, Monotremata, Tachyglossidae. The coding region runs from base 16 to 1140 and encodes 374 amino acids.
UCCCAGAUUUUGGAGAUGGACACUCUAUCAGCUUCAAACAAUCAGUUUGCUCUUGAUCUUAGCAAAAGGCUGGCUGAGUCAGCUGCAGGAAAAAAUGUCUUCUUUUCCCCCUGGAGCAUCACUACCUCCCUGGCUAUGGUCUAUUUGGGUGCGAGAGGUAAUACUGCGACUCAGAUGGCAGAGAAACUUGGAUUCAGCAAAAUUGGAAACCUCUAUUCUGAAUUCCAGAGACUUUUACUUGAAAUCAACAAGCCCAGCAACGCCUACUUGCUUAAGAACAUCAGCAAGUUAUAUGCGGAAAAGACAUAUCCUUUCAAAGGUGAGUUUUUACAGAACGUGAAGAAGUAUUUUUCAGCUGAUCCACAGUCAGUUAAUUUUGGGGAAGCUGAAAAAGUCAGGAAAGAAAUCAAUUCCUGGGUUGAAAACCAGACUGAGGGUAAAAUUACAGAUCUUCUACCUGAUGGUUCUGUUGACUCUUUGACCAAAAUGGUACUAAUUAAUGCUAUCUACUUCAAAGGAAAAUGGGAACAGAAAUUCAUGAUCCAAGAUACUACUGAGAAACCUUUCAAAAUAAAUGAGACAACAACUAAACCAGUGCAAAUGAUGUCAAUGAAAAAAACUCUUCAUAUACUUCAAGUAGAAGAGCCACCAACCAAAAUCAUUGAGCUCCAUUAUAACAACCGUGAAAUUAGCAUGUUCAUUCUGCUCCCAGAGGAUCUCAACGGCUUACAAGAGCUGGAAAAUGAAAUUACAUAUGAGAAGUUAAAUUACUGGACUUGUGCUGACAUGAUGGAUACAGAUGAAGUGCAAGUACAUCUACCCAGAUUCAAGAUGGAAGAGAGUUAUGACCUCAAAUCCACACUGAUCAGCAUGGGGAUGAGCGAUCCCUUCAGUCCGGGCCAAGCCGAUUUCUCUGGAAUAUCGGAGGGAAAAGAGCUGUUCCUUUCACAUGUUUUUCAUAAGGCUUUUGUGGAAGUCAAUGAGGAAGGCACAGAAGCAGCAGCUGGCACUGGGAGUGUCUUGACAGUACGAAUGAAAAAUCCUUUGAUUAUUUUUAAUGCAGAUCACCCAUUCCUCUUUUUCAUUAGACAUAACCCCACUAACAACAUUCUCUUCCUUGGCAGAUUCUGUUCCCCUUAGAUUGCAUGUUGUUCACACACCUGGGUCACAGUUCAGUCAUAUUUUGGAUUUUUCUUGUACUUAAUUUUUCCUAAGUGCUUUCAUACAAAUGAUCUCUUUUUGUCCUCAUAAAAUUCCUGGUUUGUAGGAAGAGGCAGCUAAUAUUAUCCCCAUUUUCAGAUGAGGAAACAGGUCGAGAGGUGGUGACGUUGCAGAAAUGGGACUAAGAACCCAGUUCUCCUAACUCCAGACCUGUGCAUCACAUGACCUCCUGUUCUCAGUACUGAAAAUGCACCAAAAGAUUAUAAAAGACAAAAUUUUAAGGGAAAGCCCUAUUGCUACUCAGAGGUUUUGAAAAUCAGAAUUGAAGUCUCAAAGUGAACAAGUCUUAGAAUAUGGGAUAAGUGAAUUUCAAAUGUAGAAGUUACUGUACCUUGGCCUAGUGAACAGAUUCAUAAUAGCAAUUUAACUACAGCUGUACGUUCAUCCUUGCUGUUUUUCAACAGCAAUUAGUCUGGAAGAUUUUCAACAGUAUUUAGUCUGGAAGAUUUUUCUUUCAUUUUUAACUUCUUUUGUGUUUUAGAGAAUUUUGUUUGCUAUCCCUCCACAUGUUUCAUAUAUAAUAUUCAUGCUGGAGCUCUGCCUGGCUUCCUAUUGACUGCUACAAGGAUAUUAUCUACUCAACAUACAGUGAAUGAGAUAAGGCAAUUCCAUAUAAAAGCUUAUAUCUUUGUCUCAAGCUAAUGCUUUGACUAUUAUGCAAUACUGAAUGUGCACAGAAAUAUUUGCUCUUCUUAUGAAAAAUUUAUAGUAAAAUUUAAC